AUGCCGCGGUGGCGGCGGGCCUUUGGCGGCGCCGCCGCUCGAUGCGGCCUGGUGGCUCUGGGGCUGCUGGAGGACCUGGGGCGCUGCGGGGGCAGCGAGGCCCAGGCCCCCGGCGACCUGCUCUCCUGCGACUGGGACGCGGGCUGGGCCAGCUUCCGGCGCCGCCUGGAGGAGAACGCGCGGCUCGGCUUCCCCCUUGACGAGGAGCUGGCGCUGGGCGCGCAGGAGCUGCUGCACGAACAUCAGGACGCGCUCAACCCCGACCCCGAGGCCGCCUACGGGGCCUCCCCUGGCAUGGGCCUGCGGCCGCCCCCCUUCUGCCUGUACGGCGCCGUCUCGGCGCUGUGGGUCGUGGCGCGCUCGGGGCACCCGGACCGGGAGCACCUGCUGGGCGUCGCGCAGUUCUUGCUCGGCUCAACGAUUCGGGGCACCCUCGACUUCAUGGAGGGCUCGGGCUGGCCGCUCUCCUCGGUGGACGUGCUGGCCAACCUGCAGCGCCCCGCCGAGCGCUUCCGGCUGCCGGCCGAGCUGCGGGUCGAGAUCUCGCACCGCAACUUGGUCCAGGACCAGUACCCCAGGUGGCUCCCGGACAAGUGCGACACGCUGUACAGGUACGAGGGGCUGACGUGCGACACCGUCCAGGAUGACAUCACCGAGCUGUUCCGCCGGAGGAUUCCCCACAGCGCGGUCUCCAAGGAGCCGAUCGAGUUUAUGAACAGCUUCGCCGAGGAGUUUGCUGCCGUUGCAGGCGACAGGCUGAUCGGCGUGGAUGUCUUCUUGUGCACGGUGCCCUAUCUGUGCUUGCUGGUUGCAGACCUCCACACGCCAGUGCUGGGCUAUUUUGGGCACCCGCUGUUGUUCCUGGUGCCAGCCUCCGCACGAGAGAGCUUCUGGUCGCGCUUCGUGGCCAUGGCGGCGAGCGACUCCUUCGGCCUCGCUGUGAGCGACCCCUUCUUGCAGAUGCAGUACGAGUACCAGGUCGGGGCCCCAAGGCUGCCCGCCAUCCGAACGCACGCGCUAUACACAGAGGCCGUGCACUUCCCAGUCAGGGACGGCGAGGUGCUCGUGAUGGACCGGCCGCACGAGUCGGUGCUGAUGUGCAUGAUCCAGCACUUGCUGCCCGCUGCCACGGAUGCCAACCCGGAGGAGCUCGACUGGCCCCUCGGGGACGGCAGGCUGCGCGCGGCUGGGAGCCAGUCGUACCCGUACCGCUUCGUCACGCGGUCGUUGACCGACAAGCGGUUCAGCACGUUCGCCGGUUUCCGGGCAGUGGUGUUGUGGGCCUACGACAUGGACCUCAUCACGUUCUACGAGUUCUACAGCAUGAACAUGCCGCUCUUCAUGCCGUCGCAUCUGCCGAAGUAUGUCUUCCAGCAGGGCCACAUGCAGUACGACGGCCGCUGGGCGGGGCGCCGGGCCGAGGCCGGGGUGCCGCCCAUGUGGCCCCCAGAUGCCGAAACCUCACCCUUCAACGAGACCUCCAUCGACGCCGUGCGGCUCAUUGCGGGCUUUACGGACUAUUUUCGUUUCCCAGACGUCCAGCGCUUCGAGUCCAUCCCAGACCUCCUGAGCCGCCUCCCGGGCACGGACUUCAACGGCGUCGUGCAGUCCAUGGCGCGCUUCAACCGCGACUCUCUGGUCGAGAGCGCGGGUGCCUGGCGCCGCCUGCUGCGGAAGGCCUCGGGCUGGGACGCGGAGCUGCUGCCUACGUCCACGUUGGCCUUCCACCAGGCCAAGUUCCAGAAGUUGUGGGACAAGAGGAAGCAGGCUGCCCUCUGGCCGGUGGCACUCGCCGCCCGUCCUCACAGCUUUGGCGCCACGAUGGCCCCGACGCGCAAGGAGAACAAAGUGGCGUCGCAGCCCAGUGUCUCGGCCAAGCAGCAGUCGCUCGCGGCCAAGGUCAAGGAGCUUGAGGCGCUGCUCACCAAGCUCCGCGAGCAUCCCCCUGGGCAUGGGCCAGCGGCUACGGGAACAACGGGCGCGAGCCCACCAUGGGCUGCUGCGCCAGGGGAUGCCGACACGGUCAAGCGGAACAGGACCAAGAUGCUGGAUCAGUUGCUGCGUGUCACUACUGACCCUGCUGAUGCUGAUACUGUGGCCAAAUGGCGCGAAGAGCGGGCGAAGCUGGACGCCGAGCUCUUUCAAGACAGGCCCAUCGAGCAUCAGGCCAGGUCUUUGGCGCCAAGAUUGUCUGCUGCCCGUUCGCGACAGGCUACCAUUCAGGCCACCCGCGAUGAGCAGCAGAAGAAGAUUGACGAGCUCACUCGUGGCCUGGCCGACACGGACUCCAAGCUGCAAGAGGCCACUGCUGAGGUCCUCCGCCUGGAGCAGCAGACCCGCACCGCCAUGUCGCGAGUCCAGCCGCCCGAGGGCACGCAGCCACCGUCGCUUGCGGACCUGUUGCCCUCUUUCGCGGUCAGUGUGGAGCAGCUGGGCAAGGUCGCAACAGGCCUCGGCCUCGGCGCCGACAUGGUCAAGGAGCUGCAGGCCAUGGCCGACACGGUCAGUAAGCUGCAGAACUUGCCCCAGGAGAGCGACACCCCCGACAUUGUGCGCGAGAAGUUCAAGCGUUUCCAGCAGAGCUACCUGGACACUGUGGCCAAGAAGUGCCAUGACCUCGGCUGGGACUACGGCGCCCGCAUUAUUUCCCCCACUGGCCCGCUCUUCGGGGUGGGGGGGGGCAGCUCCGACCCUGACCGCGGCUCCGCCUACGUCGGUUGCGCCCGCAGCUGGGUCCUCGGCGUCUACGGCGUCACAGAGGGCUACUCCGCGUACGCCUACGCGGUUGGCCCCUGGCAGCACGCACUGCUCACCGACCUCACCUUCGGGGAGCGGCGGCAGAGGGCGCCGACCGUCUUCGGACGGCACGCACCGCUCACCGCCCUUGCCCACGGAGAAUCCAGGAACCUGAAGCUGGUGCGCGUGCAGGCGCAGUUCAGGCUUGGCGAGUUUCAGGCCAGGGCCUUGGACGCUGGAUGGCAUGGACUAUGGGCCCCGUCGCCCUCUACUGGUGACUCUGCUACGUCCAACUUCGGAGGGGUCGCGGUACUCGUGCCGACGUACAUUAUGGUCCCGGCCCCACCCGACGACGGGCACAUUAUCUACCCUGGACGAGCAGUUUGUGCCCAGAUCAACUGGGGAGUUGCUGGUGGUAUCAUCGUCGCCAGCGUUUACCUUGUCACGCCCAUUGACAUCUCAGGCGAAAACAUCGAGGUGCUGUGGGCCCUGGCCCAGAGAGUGGCAGCAUGGAACUCUCGGGGCCUCGACUGGAUUCUAGGCGGCGACUGGAACGCCGACAUCGAUGCGCUCAAUGUUCGCAACUGGGUCGAGACCAUGGCAGCCAUCCACUAUGUGCCCGACCAGCACACCUGCAUCACUGACGAGGGCAAGAGCACCAUAGGCUAUUUUGUCGUCUGUGCCAACUUAGCGUCUCGCAUCAAGGGCAAGCCCGAGGUCCAGUAUGACUCCAAGGUCGUGCCGCCGCCGCACUUCCCUGUGGAGCUGCAGCUCAUGGGAGAGGAUCGCCCCACGUGGUGCCGUGUCCCUGUGGAGCCGCGCCCUUUUGCGGUGGUGCCGCCCGUCGGCUGCGCCAGGUAUCCCUACCCGUGGCAUAUGAUCCAGUCGGAGUUCCAGCAGGUCAGCAGUGUCGAUGACCUGAGCUCGCUCUGGGACUCCGUGCUGCGCGGGGUGGGCUACGAGCUGGCAGGGCGAUGCGACUGCGUAGGCGCCAAGGCCAUGCAGUACAUCGGACGCGAGGGGCCGCCGCAGUUCAAGUGGCAGCUCCUGUCAUGGCAGCCGCCGCGCAGGCGUACCUACAAAGAGCCGUCCGUGCUGGCUUGGGCCACGGCGAGGCGCUGGGCCCAACGCCUUGUGGCCGAGAAGAAGCGGCUUGUGAGGUACAUCGAGCGCCUCAAGUUGUGCGCCGCCAUCUGCGCCAUCACGCCGCUGCAGUGCACCGAGGUUGUCGUGGCCUUCAAUGAGGUGGCUGCAUUCUAUGGGCGCGUGGCUCGGUCAGAGCAGUACGUGUCGCCCGUCUUGCGGGAGGUGUCCAACCUGGCCCGAGCGGCCAAGGCGUUCACUGCUGAUGCUGGUGAUCUUGGGAUGGUCCUGAAGCCGCCGAAGUCUGGAUGUAUCCCUGGGUCCCAAAAGGUUUGGGGGCAGCUCAAGAGGCACUUGGGAACCUUGAAGAUCCCGUACAGGGCCCAUAUGAGGAACUUGGGUCACGAGCUCACAGGACCUCGAGUUCUUCGGCGUACGGAGAAGCGUAGGCUGGUGCAGUUUCGUGAGCGCAAGCAUCGUUUUCGCAUGUUGAAGUCCGCCUGGCGCAUGGCGGAGCAGUUGUUGGAGUUAGUGACAGCGCCCUUCGUGAGUUGCGACAUUGUGCUGCUGUCCUAA
This is a messenger RNA of Prorocentrum cordatum, 4395 nucleotides long. The record is from the annotation of a GenBank genome assembly. NCBI's taxonomy places the organism in Eukaryota, Dinophyceae, Prorocentrales, Prorocentraceae.